AAAACAAAAAGCCUUCUUUUAUUCAGAUGCCCUCUACUUGUACUGAAUGGGGAAGACUUCUACCUCAAUACAAGCCCGCUAUAUAAAGUCCGUGAUUCUGUGUGGGUUCAAACACAUUUCAAAGCUUCGGGAUCUCGACAGGUUUCGCUCAGCUUCCUGAAGCCCGAGCUCCGCUCCCGCAGCGCCAUGGCCGGCUUCGGGUUCCAGAGGCGCGGGGCUCCCGGCGACCUGCCUCGCAGGACCUGGCCCUGCACCGCGCUCCUUUCUCUGCUUUUCAUCCCUGUCUUCUCCAAAGGGAUGCACGUGACCCAGCCUGCAGUGGUGCUGGCCAGCAGCCGGGGUGUAGCCAGCUUUGUGUGUGAUUAUGGAUCUUCUGGCAAAGCUGAGGAGGUCCGGGUGACAGUGCUGCGGAAGGUGGGCAGCCAGAUGACUGAAGUCUGCGCCACAACGUACAUGGUGGAGAAGGAGUUGACCUUCCUAGAUGAUUCCACCUGCAUUGGCUCUUCCAGUGGAAACAAAGUGAACCUCACCAUCCAAGGGCUGACGGCCAUGGACACGGGCCUCUACAUCUGCAAGGUGGAGCUCAUGUACCCACCUCCCUACUAUGUGGGCAUGGGCAAUGGAACCCAGAUUUAUGUCAUUGCUAAAGAAAAGAAGUCCUCUUACUACAGGGGUCUAUGUGAAAAUGCCCCCCACCGAGCCAGAAUGUGAAAAGCAAUUUCAGCCGUAUUUUAUUCCCAUCAAUUGAGAGACCAUUACGAAGAAGGAAGACCAUUUUCUGAUUUCUAGGAGCUGAGGCAAUUCCACCUUUUUGCUAUCCAGUUAUUUUCAUUGAUUUGUGUACUUUGGGGGGAUUCAUCUCUCUUUAAUGUAAAGCUGGAUGCAGAACCCAAAUUAGGUAUACUACAAUUUAAAGCAAAGGAGCAGAAAAACAGAGCCAGGAUGUUUCUGUUCUGUCACAUCAGAUCCAAUUUUAGUAAAAGCAUCACUUGGGAGCAAUAUGCGGAUGCAGCAUUAUGAUGUGGAAUCAAGGAAGUAAGUUAAGGGAUGGUACAGUCCUGGGAAAGCAAAGGAUUUCCAUGUGAGACGUUUCUAGCUGAAAUGAUGUUUUCAAGUUAAGUUUUUAUGCUGUGGUAUUUUUCCUAGCAAGUGUAUAAUUAAAUGAAUAGUUUAAGAAUGCUCAUAUGGCUAUAUUUGAGCCAGUGAUUCCAAGGGUUGUAUUGUACCAAUAUGUAUUUUUUAUAUGAUAGUAAUGUGCAUGGGGGCCACACGUGCUUUUGUGUACUUGCUGAUAGUUUGAAUAUAAACACUAUAUGGCAGUGUCUUCCCACCGUGAGUUCAGGGGAAGCUGGGUGAAGGGGCUCAGGACACUAAUACACCAGAUAGAAUAUAAGAUCACCUUCUAACUAGCCUGGAAACUGGAUACGGUCAUAGCAGAUUCUUGCGGACAUGUUGGGCUGAAUUGGUGUUGACAUGUGCUUUGGGCUUUUAUGCCAGCUCCUUUUAAUGGUUUUCAAGGAAACCAGAGUCAACUUGAUAGAACACCACUGUUGAGAAAAUGGCUCAUUCUGGGAGUCCUGUGGGUGUUAGCUUCAAGGGAGCUCCAGUUAUACACACGGUUAAUACCAUGGACAGAACAGAGAAGCAGGUAGCAGAACGGGGUGCAUUAAGGGUUCUGAAAACUAACACUGUUGGUGUUUUUUAACUCAAUAUUUUCCAUGAAAAUGCAACAACAUGUAUAAUAUUUUUAAUUAAAUAAAAUC
Messenger RNA from Myotis brandtii (Brandt's bat), 1763 nucleotides. It is a transcript of the gene CTLA4, whose product is annotated as cytotoxic T-lymphocyte-associated protein 4. Bases 187 to 711 code for a protein of 174 amino acids. Gene Ontology annotation, biological process: regulation of T cell proliferation; T cell receptor signaling pathway; immune response. The record is from RefSeq and is a predicted model, not a curated record. Lineage: Eukaryota; Metazoa; Chordata; Mammalia; Chiroptera; Vespertilionidae. Gene Ontology annotation, cellular component: membrane; external side of plasma membrane. The transcript is spliced from 3 exons.